CUGGCUGACGAAAGCACCUUAUCCGUUUCGUCUCCCGCGCGAGCCCCCUCUGCCCGGCGGACGACGGACGACGGCGCCUUCCUUGUACCGGGCACCGGCCAUGGCGCCGUUCGUGUCCAAGCUGCUGUCGCUGCCUUCGACCCACGGUGCCUCCACCUGGCGCCGCCGCCUCCUCCUUCCCCGAGCAACAGCGGCAUCGCCCAGUCCGAGCCCGGCCGGCCGUCGCAUCGCGCCGCCGCCCAGCCGGAGUCCAGCGAGGCGCUCCGCCCCGAGCUGCGCCUCCGCAUCCUCAGAUCGCGCCGGCGCGACGGCGGCGGGCCUGGCUGCAGCCGAGGAGGAGGAGCUUGACGGCCUUCCGUUUGUCCAGCUGUCUUCAGACAUCCUCCAGACCGAGCUGAGCUUGCUCAAGGCGGACGCGCCCCCGGGCGCCGGCAACGGCGAGGAUGGUCGCCUCUCGGGACGAAGAGAAGCCGCUGCUUACCCGGCUGCCAUGAACGCAUUGUACGCGGCCUGCCUCGCCGGGAACGUGACCGAGCAGCUGUGGAACUUCACCUGGCCCGCCGCCAUCGCCACGCUGCACCCGAGCCUCCUCCCCGUCGCCGUCCUCGGCUUCUUCUCAAAGCUCGUGGUGUUCGCGGCGGCCCCGCUGGUGGGGGAUGUCGUGAGCUCGCUGCCCCGGAUCCCGGCGUACCGAUCACUGACGGUGAUCCAGACGGCAGCGCACCUGGUGUCGGCGGCGAUGGUCACGUACGCCUUCACCGUCCCUCCAACUUCAUCUGCCUCGGCGCUGCUCCUGCAGCCGUGGUUCGCCGCGCUGGUGGCGUCCACCGCCGUCGACCGCCUCUCCUGCGUCUCCCUCGGCGUCAUCACCGAGCGCGACUUCGUCGUCCAGCUAGCAGGGGAAGGCAGGCCGAUCGCGCUGGCGCGGGCGAACGCGGCGCUCAUCAGGGUCGAUCUCCUCUGCGAGACGGCGGGGGCGUCCAUCUUCGCGGUGCUGCUCUCGAGGAACGACCCGGUGACCUGCGUCAGGCUGUCGUGCGCCAUCUCGCUCUGCGCCCUGCCCCUUCUGGUUUUUCUAGGCGGCGCGAUGAACCGGCUCGCCGACGGCAUCUUCGACCGCUCAUCUGCUGCUAGUGCUAGUCCGGCGGCGGACCCGCUGGAGCGGUCCGGACGACGACAUGGGAGGCGGAGCAUCACGGGGGUCGGAGAAGCCUGGGAGACCAUCAGGCGCGGCUGGACGGUGUACCUCCGGCAGCCCGUCCUCCCGGCCAGCCUCGCCUACGUGCUCGUCUCCUUCAACGUCGCGCUCGCGCCCGGCGCUCUCAUGACCACCUUCCUCAUCCACCACGGAGCGAGCGCGUCGGUGCUCGGCGUGUUCGGCGGGUCGUCGGCGGUGGUGGGGAUUCUCGCCACGUUCGUCACUCCAUACCUUGUCAAGGAGCUGGGCAUUCUCAAGGCCGGAGCGGCAGGGCUGGUGGCGCAGAGCGCGCUCCUGGGCGCGGCGGUCGUCGUCUUCCUCCUCACCGGCGGCCCUCCUGUCUCGCGGCGCGGCGCCCUCUUCGCCUUCCUCGGCUUCAUCGUGGCGUCGCGGCUGGGGCACAUGGCGUACAGCGUCAUCGGGCUGCAGGUGGUGCAGACGGGGAACCCCAUGGGGAAGGCCAAGCUGAUCGGCGCCACGGAGAUCGCCGUGGCCAGCCUCGCCGAGCUCGCCAUGAUGGCUGUCGCCGCCGCCGUCGCCGGGGACGCCGCGCACUACGGCUGGCUGGCCGCGCUCUCCGCCGCGUCCGUCGCCGCCGCCGCGUGCCUGUUCUGCGCGUGGCUGGCUAACCCCACCGACGAGCUUAGGAGGCUCUUCCCCCCAUGCUGAUAUAUAUAGGAAUAGGAGGCGCAAUUCUUUUUUGAUAUUCGUCACGUCAAUUCAUGUGUACGUAGCCUCCAAAUGUGUUUGCAGGUAUACAGAGCUUCGAAUUUUUGCAUGUUCUGCGUCCGCUGUUUAUUUGCAUGGCUAUCGACACAAAAUCGACUAUGGAUAUGGCUGAUCGAUUUGUUGCUCGAGGUUGGCCUAAUCAACAAUAUUGUCAACAACACGCUAAACCUAUAUCUUA
Sorghum bicolor (sorghum) is the source of this 2105-nucleotide messenger RNA. RefSeq names its product solute carrier family 40 member 3, chloroplastic. NCBI's taxonomy places the organism in Eukaryota, Viridiplantae, Streptophyta, Magnoliopsida, Poales, Poaceae. The record is from RefSeq and is a predicted model, not a curated record. The transcript has 9 exons. Gene Ontology annotation, molecular function: iron ion transmembrane transporter activity. Gene Ontology annotation, cellular component: membrane. The coding region runs from base 101 to 1867 and encodes 588 amino acids. Gene Ontology annotation, biological process: iron ion transmembrane transport.